AGAUUGAGGAUUGAUGACAGGCAAUAGCCAUUGCGCCUAGUUCGGACCCUAACGGAACAUAACAUCUGUCUUUGAUUUACUUCUGAACCAUGUCUUUGAAGCAGGCUGUUGCCAAAAAGCUGAUGGAUGAGAUAAUUAUUCCUCUAAGAAAGCCUAAAGAUUGGAAGGUUCUGGUUCUGGACCGACUAGCUACUAGAAUCGUAUCUUCUUGUUGCAAAAUGCAUGAGAUAAUGAAUAACGGCAUAACAUUGGUUGAAGACAUAUCCAAAAAGAGAGAAGUUUUACCGAUUGAGGCAAUAUAUUUGAUCACUCCUACAGAAGAAUCCUUGAAACUACUAAUGGAAGAUUUUCAAGGGUCCCAAAGUCAAUAUCGAUUCGCUCAUGUCUUCUUCACAGAAGCUUGCCCGGAUGAACUAUUCAAUCGUCUUUGCCAGUCGAAUUCCGCCAUAUUUUUAAAAACUCUAAAGGAAAUCAACAUAGCUUUUCUGCCAGUUGAAUCUCGAGUUUUUUCAUUGGAUUCACCUAUGAGCUUUCAAUAUUAUUUCAACCCAGUAGCCAGACAACAGGGUUCAGGACAACAACUUGAGCGAAUCGCGGAGCAGAUCGCAACAUUGUGUGCCACACUAGGUGAAUAUCCCGUUAUUCGGUACCGCACUCAGUUUGAAAAAAAUGCCGAGUUCGCACAGUUAGUUCAACAAAAAUUAGAUGCAUACAAAGCCGAUGAUCCCCAAAUGGGCGAGGGCCCACAAAAAGAAAGAAGCCAAUUGGUUUUGCUUGAUCGAGGAUUUGAUCCCAUUUCUCCUAUUUUACAUGAACUUACUUUCCAAGCCAUGGCUUACGACUUACUGGCGAUCGAGAAUGAUGUUUACCGCUACAUCAACACAUCAGGUCCUGAGGAACGUGUCAAAGAAAUAAUCUUGGAUGAAACUGAUGAGCUUUGGUGUGAACUUCGUCAUCAACAUAUUGCAGUCGUUUCACAACAGGUUACUAGCAAACUGAAAAAGUUUGCUGAAGAUAAACGUAUGGUUAAUGCAGGAGAUAAGACUACAAUGCGUGAUGUGAGUCAAAUGUUGAAAAAAAUGCCUCAAUACCAAAAAGAAUUGUCAAUGUAUUCAACACAUUUUCAUUUAGCUGAGGACUGUAUGCAAACUUAUCAAAAUCAUGCCAAUAAAUUAUGUAAAGUUGAACAGGAUUUAGCCAUGGGUACUGAUGCAGAAGGUGAACGAGUCAAAGAUCAUAUGCGUACAAUGGUUCCUAUUUUAAUUGAUCAGUCAGUCUCAGCUUAUGAUAAACUUCGUGUGAUUAUUUUGUAUGUUAUACAACGUGGCGGUAUAAAUGAGGAGAAUCUAGCUAAAUUGGUUCAACAUGCUCAAAUUCCGUCAUCACAAGCGUGUAUCUUACGUAAUUUGAUGCAUUUGGGAGUUCCAGCUAUCCAGGAUGCUUCAGGGGCUGGUAUAGGUAGGCGAAAACUUCCCCAGCCUUAUUUGCCCGCUAAUCGACGUCAACGGGAGGAUGGUCCACGAUAUCAAAUGUCUCGAUGGACACCUUAUAUCAAAGAUCUUAUGGAGGAUGCUGCUGAAGAUAAAUUGGAUCCAAAAUUAUUUCAGUACUUUGGCGGUGGUCCUGUUCGUGGCCCUGGAACACGUACAGGAAAUGCACCAAUGUCUGCAAGAUAUGGAAUGUGGCAUCGUGAUAAAAGUCAACAACCACGUUCUGGGCCUAGACUAAUAUUUUUUGUAAUCGGUGGAAUAUCCUAUUCAGAAAUUCGUUGUGCAUAUGAAGUGAUGAAUACAGCACUUGGUAAACAAUGGGAUAUUAUUGUUGGCGGUACUCAUAUCCUUGUACCGGAAGCAUUUUUAAAAGAUUUAGAGAAAUUAUCUUAUCCACCGGGGACAGUUCUUCCAUCGGCUAGUAGUAGUGGCACAUCAGUUAUUGUAGGCGCCGGUGGUGAACCAGUGUGAAAUCGUUAUGCCAAUGUGUAAUUCACGAGAGAUUUCUUUAUAUUGCCACAUUACAUAACAACCUUUAUUUACUCAUAUUGAUUUAUCUUCUCAAUGCGCACAUUUUCUCCAGUCAAUACCAUUUUAUUGAUGGUAACUAUUAUUAUUAUCAUUAUCUUUAAUAUUACUAUUAUUGUCAAAAAGAUGAGAUCAUAUGUGUUUUAGCAUUUCACAUCAGUUCACUUGCAACAUUCCUCAUAAAUGAAGUACCAUGUCAUAGCUAGUAGCAUUCGUGCUCAUUUUGUGCAUAUCUGAAAUGAAAUUAUCUGUUUAUUUUCAAUUUUCAAUCAUGCCAUUAUUAUUACACUUCAUGAUAUUAUUACUGAUAAGUCUUUUUAUUGUUUAUUGUUGUUGUAUUUUGUGCAUUUUGUUUAUUGGUGGUGUUGAAUUCACCAAUAAUCCUACAAUUUCAUGCUUUCAUUAUUAAUAUUUACUAUUUUGUGUGUUGUGGAAUCAAUAAUUUAAUAUCAUAGAGUUAUUCACGGAAUUCUUUAAUAUCUUUUGUGCUGUUAUUCUAUCUAUCCUUCUUUCUUUUUUUUUCCGGUAUUCUAUAAAACACACCAUUCAAAUAAUAUUUGUCUUGUUUUCCUUAUCAGGGAAUUACUUAUCUUAUUUCAUUUUAUUUCAUCAUAAAGUUGCAUUGUUCUUUGUUCAGUGUUCAUUUAUCUGUGUAAUUUGACAAAUUUUCAAAAAAAUACCACACUAAACUUUUCUUCUUUACGAUUACCAUUACAUUUAAUUAAGUUGAUGAGGAGAAAUUAGUAGAUAUAUUCUAAUUUGGAUUUUUUAUAAAAAAAAAAGUGUACUUUGUAUAUGAUAUUUGCCUAUAAUCAGUUCAUAUUCAAUUAUCUAGUCGUUGUUGUGUUUCAUUCCUUUUGAUUUGAUCUCUUAUUUGUGGUUUUUUUUGGUAAUGAGUUUUUUUCUUCACUAGCCAUCGUCACAGUCAUCAUUGAUAAUUGUCUGAAUUUAGCCUGUUGUGUUGUUGAACGUAUUAACUUCUUCUUCUAGCUACAACAUUCCUUAGCAUUAUUACUAAAUAAUCAUUAUCUUUAUGACUUUUAUUAUUUUGACCCGAUUAUUCAUUCAUUCUGUUGAUACUAGACAUUUUAAAAAAAAUCUUAUUCGGAAUCUCUUCCAUUUUAUUUAUUUAUCGCAAUUUGUCAAAUCUUGUUACACCUUAUCCGUUGUUAGCUUACCUUUAUAACACUAGUUAUCUAUGCGAUUCAUGGUUGUUAUAUGUGCUUGUUUGUAAGUGUUGAGUAUUCUAUUCUAUCUUCUAAUCAAUUUGUUUACUCAUUUUUCCUUGUCUAAACACAAUCCUUCCUUUAUAGAAAUCAUUUAUUUAUUGUUAUAAGGAAAGUAUGAUCAGUUUUCUUUACUCAAGUUUAUUUAGUUUAUUUAUCAGUUGGUUCAUGCUCUUUUUGAUAUAUGUUUAUUAUCUAUUACUUACUUACUUCAUUAUUCUUCGAUUUUCAUGAAAGAAAACAACAAAGUAUCUAUAUAAUAAAAAGCAGC
This is a messenger RNA of Schistosoma turkestanicum, 3515 nucleotides long. Lineage: Eukaryota; Metazoa; Platyhelminthes; Trematoda; Strigeidida; Schistosomatidae. The record is from the annotation of a GenBank genome assembly.